Messenger RNA from Psylliodes chrysocephalus, 2111 nucleotides. Lineage: Eukaryota; Metazoa; Arthropoda; Insecta; Coleoptera; Chrysomelidae. The record is from the annotation of a GenBank genome assembly.
GUUGGUUUUUGAAGUUACGUACGACAUUUAAACACUUCCAAUACAAUAUUUUUACUUGUGCUUCAUUUAAAUAACAGCAUAUUUAAUCAAAUGCUGUUGUCCAGAAUAGGAAGAAGAACCUGCAAAAGUUUAAUCGUUUUAUCCUUAUUGUGGCUUCUGAUUAAUUUAUUGAACAGUUUUAAAACUAAGUGUUAUUGGGGAGAUUGCAAGAAAGUAGAAUAUUUUAAGAGCCAGACUUAUAAUUAUGGUAAUAGAUUUAAUGAAACAAAAGAAGAAAAACAAGAAGAGAGAGUACUAAACGAUAAGGAAAAUGAUUCUAUUUACAAAUAUAAAAGAACCAUCUUAAAGCGAUGGUUACCAGCUUCGUUAGUACUUCAAAGUAAAGGUGCAGGCGAAAUGGGUGAACCUGUAUAUAUUCCUUUUAAACAUAACGCCAUUAUGAUUAAAAAAUUCAGCAUAUACAAUUUCAAUGUAUUAGCCAGUGAUAGCAUUUCAAUAAAAAGAUCAUUACCAGAUGUGAGACCAGAGGACUGCAAAAGAAGAAAAUAUCCAGAAUUUCUUCCUACUGCAUCAGUUGUGAUAGUUUUUCAUAACGAAGCUUGGUCCACUUUACUAAGGACAGUGUGGAGUACAAUUAAUAGAUCGCCUAGAUCUUUACUCAGAGAAAUAAUACUUGUUGAUGAUGCUAGUGAUGCCAGGUAUUUGGGUAAAGAUUUAGAGGAAUAUGUCGCAAAACUACCUGUCAGAGUUCAUCUCCUUCGAACAGAAAAUCGGUAUGGUUUAGUAAAAGCCCGUUUGUUAGCAGUUGAACAUGUUACAGGUCAAGUCAUCACAUUUUUAGAUUCACAUUGUGAAUGCACAGAGGGGUGGUUAUUGCCUUUAUUGGCGAGACUUGAAAAAGAUAGAAGAAUUGUUGCAUCACCAGUUAUAGAUACUAUAUCCAAAGAAACAUUUGAAUAUGUGCCAUCUUCCAACGACAGAUAUGGAGAUUUCGAUUGGCAUUUACAAUUCAAGUGGCACGAUUUUUCCCAAACUGAUCCACAGAAAAGAUUUGGUAAUAGAACAGUGCCAAUAAGGACACCAGUAAUAGGAGGAAUUUUUUCAAUUGAUAAAAAAUAUUUCAAAGAAAUUGGUUCUUAUGAUGAGAGAAUGGAUUUUUGGGGAAUGGAAAAUUUAGAAUUAAGUUUUAGAAUCUGGCAGUGCGGUGGUGUCUUGGAAAUAGUACCAUGUUCUCGUGUGGGGCAUGUUUCUAAGGAUCAAACAAUGUAUUAUUCUGAAAGUGGUUAUAGAAGAAUUUUUCGGAAUGCUAACAGAGUAGCACAGGUCUGGAUGGAAAAUUGGUCUAAUUUUUAUUACGCUACGAAUCCGUAUGCCAGACUAGAACCGGCUGGUGAUCUGUCUUCUAGAAUUAAUUUAAGAAAAAAAUUAAAUUGUAAAAGUUUCAGAUGGUACUUAGAAAAUGUACAUCCAGAAUCUACUAUGCCACUUAACUACUACUAUCUGGGAGAAAUUCGGAACGUAGUAACUGGGCUUUGUUUAGAUACUAUGGGAAGAAAGGAAUAUGAAAACCUUGGUAUGUCUUACUGUCAACACUUAGGCGAUACUCAAAUAUUUGUUUAUACAAAACGAUAUAAAAUAAUAUCUAAUGGAUAUUGUCUGGAAGCCUCUUCACCAGUUGGUCCAAUACAAUUAAGAACUUGUCAAACAAUCGGCGCAAGGCAAAUCUGGGUCUAUGAUUUCGAGAAAAAGACAAUAAAUAAUACUAGCACAGGGAACUGUCUUACAAAAACUGAUGAUAAUGAUCUUUGUUUGGAGGCUUGUAAUGAUGAAAAGAAUCAACGCUGGUUAAUGAUUGAUCAUUUUAGAUGGCAGGUAGAUCAGAAAGGUAAAUAGUGAUAAUUGAUAUUCUAAAAGAAAUAAUUGUCUUAUUAUUUAACUGUAUUUGCUUAAAAUUAUUUGUAAUUAGACAUGAUUUGUGAGAAGUGCGGUAGAAACUUUAUUUCUCGAAAUUUAUUACUUGUCCAUUCCUGUAAAAUUCCUAUCGAAGAGAAUGUUGACAAUUUGGAUGUUUCUGCUACCAUUCCUCGAGGGCCAAACAUGACUUCAAGUGA